This is a messenger RNA of Hyaloscypha bicolor E, 1458 nucleotides long. RefSeq lists its product as uncharacterized. Bases 1 to 1458 code for a protein of 485 amino acids. NCBI's taxonomy places the organism in Eukaryota, Fungi, Ascomycota, Leotiomycetes, Helotiales, Hyaloscyphaceae. The record is from RefSeq and is a predicted model, not a curated record. The transcript is spliced from 3 exons.
AUGCUGAAAACAGACACGGAUUCCUCCUCUGCCAGGCUCUUGUCUCUUGCAUCACAGCAAAGAAACGAUCUACUCAAUGCUGCAUCGGAACCAGAGUCUAGUUUCGAAAGGCCGGCAGGGAAUCUGGUAUCCCCACGUCUGCUCGAACCUUUUGCAGUACCUGUGGUGGACCAAAUAUUUAUAGGUGCAAAUGAUGGCAAGACCGAAGAAGUUACAAGCGUAGAUACUCUCAAUUCUCUGCCACUUGACCCCCAGAUAUCAACGCAGACUCGGUUCGUUCCCGGAGGUGACUUAAGUCCACAGUUGGUUUUUGAUUCAGCUGUGACAGACGGCCCCGACCUCAAGAAUGACCCUGAUGAGGAAACUGUUGCAAGUGGUCCUCUUUUACGGCUGUUCCCCUUGCAACCUAUACGACUAGCGAUUGGAAGUUUAUUAAGUGCUAUAUUGAAUUUACUUUGUCGAGCACUUGAUGAAUACUUUCCAGAUGAAACUAUCCCGGGGGAUCAUAUAAGAAUUCACUGGACCUGUAAGUGUGGCAGGAAAAUGUUUGAUGAUUUUAUUGAAACACAGCCCGGAGCUGCUCGACGUCUUGAAUCAUACCUCAACCGACCUAGGCAACACGUCGCGGCGAUAAACACAGAGAGUGAAUCAUCCACAGGGUCGUUUGAGCUAUCUAACUCUACGUCGUCGAUCCAGCCACCGAGCACUCAAACGACUAAUGAUGAUUCUUGUGAUAUAACUAAUGUUAACAAUCAAUCUCGGUAUAUCCCAAGUUCAUUCAGAAAUUCAGGUCCUACGGCCCUCGAUAGAAUUUCGCACACAGAACAAUUGUGGUUGCUCACUUGCGCAGACGAGCAAAAGUACACAACGAAACUAGUUCAUCUAGACAUGGAUCCACUUAAAAUCAGAUCAGACAUGGAACUUUCUCGGGCCCUUAAGAAACAACAUCUAAUUACGCGUCAGAAGUGGUGGCAAGCCAUACGACCCCGUGGACUAAUCACGAUAAAAUUUGUUCAGUUUGAACUCCACCGCUCUCGAGUUGUUGAUAUUCGAAAAUGUCCUGACAUGCCUCCAAGAUCCGAACACAAAUACGCCUUUGACCACAGCGAGCUGAUCCCCCCAGUCGGCGAGAACUAUCUCAUGCACUUAAUACACCACCCGGAAGACUACGAGGAUGAAAUUGUGACCUAUCAGCGGCUCCCCAAAAGGCGUGGGGACAGGCUCCACGUUCCCGAAAAUAUGGAUGUUACGAUAGGCUGGGGUAUCCACCUCGUGGAAGGAUUUUUGGCGUAUAAAGUGUGGGGUAUGUUUACUGGGGUGUUUAUAAUAGGGAGCAUGGUUUUCGCUAUGGUAUGGGCGACGAGGAAGAGUGAUAUACAGAGCGCUUUUAGCGUCGCUGCUUAUAUUUGUGGGCUUUGUUCAUUGUUUAUAGGCUGCUUCAUAUCGUAUUUAGAGUAA